AUGAUGAAAGUAAAGCAACAGGGUCUCGUGGCAGACCUCAUGCCCAAUAUCAGGCUGAUGCAGAGUGUCGGACAUUUUCUCUUUAAUUACUACAGCGAAGGAAAGAAGUUUCCUCAUAAGAUUUAUUGUGUCGUGACGCUUCUUCUGAUAUUGGCGCAAUACAGUUUAAUGGGCGUAAACCUCAUGAUGGAAAGUGACGAUGUAGAUGACCUCACGGCCAAUACAAUCACAAUGCUCUUCUUCGUUCAUCCAGUUGUCAAAGUCAUCUAUUUCCCAAUACGGAGUAAGAUGUUCUAUAAAACUUUAGCCAUCUGGAAUAAUCCCAACAGUCAUCCGCUUUUCGCCGAGAGCAACGCCCGCUAUCAUUCCCUCGCUAUCACCAAGAUGAGACGGCUGCUAUUUUGCGUCGCAGCGGCGACUGUAUUCUCAGUCAUCUCCUGGACGGGUAUUACCUUCAUGGAUGAGUCAGUAAAAAGGAUCAUUGACCCCGAGACCAAUGAAACGACAAUUACUCCAAUUCCAAGACUGAUGAUACGUACGUUCUAUCCGUGGAAUGCAAUGAGCGGCGCAGGUCACGUUUUCUCUCUCUUCUACCAGUUCUAUUAUCUAGCCAUUGUAAUGGCCAUCUCAAACUCCCUCGAUGUGCUCUUCUGCUCUUGGCUUCUCUUCGCCUGCGAGCAACUUCAGCAUCUCAAAGCGAUCAUGAAACCACUUAUGGAACUUAGUGCCACCCUCGAUACCGUCGUACCAAACAGCGGUGAACUCUUCAAGGCUGGCAGUGCCGAUCAUUUAAGGGACACCCAAGGGGUUCAGCCUAGUGGCAACGGCGACAACAUCGUUGACGUUGAUGUGCGUGGUAUUUACAGCAAUCGACAGGAUUUUACAGCUACAUUCAGGCCCACUGCCGGCACAACAUUCAAUGGGGGCGUUGGGCCGAAUGGCUUGUCGAAAAAGCAAGAGAUGCUCGUAAGAAGUGCCAUUAAGUAUUGGGUGGAAAGGCACAAGCACGUUGUCAGACUGGUGACUUCAAUUGGUGACGCUUAUGGUAUUGCCUUAUUGUUACACAUGUUGGCAACGACUAUUACUUUGACAUUGCUAGCUUACCAAGCAACAAAAGUUAAUGGAGUUAACGUUUAUGCGGCAACGGUAGUCGGUUAUUUGUUAUACACAUUAGGACAAGUAUUCCUGUUCUGUAUCUUUGGAAAUCGGCUUAUCGAAGAGAGUUCGUCCGUUAUGGAAGCUGCAUAUUCAUGUCAUUGGUACGAUGGAUCUGAGGAGGCUAAGACGUUCGUACAAAUUGUCUGUCAGCAGUGUCAAAAAGCCAUGUCAAUAUCGGGAGCAAAGUUCUUUACUGUAUCCCUCGAUCUCUUUGCUUCGGUUCUCGGAGCAGUUGUAACGUACUUCAUGGUAUUGGUGCAACUGAAAUAAAUCGUGAGUCGGCUGUAUUUGGAAUAUCAGCUUUGCAAUUCGCAGUGAGCCGCUUUCAUCAAAAACGCAAACUUUCUACGUAAACUUUUGGGAAAAGCCCUUAUAGUUCAUCAGACGAAAGUUAAAUCUCAACUUCAUUAUUCGAAGAUUGCGUAUCUUCUAGAAUGGCCACUCCACCACUACUUUAUUAUUUUGUAUCGUUCGCUUCAGUUUUUUCAGCGAGUUUCAACAUACAUCAAUGCAAUUUGGUACAAACACGUCUAAGUGGGUAUAUAACUAAAUUUACUAAAUUAUCAAACAUAUAAUUUAUUUCAAGUUAUAUAGCACAAUAUGAUGAUAAAAGUUCCUCGUUUAUUAAUUUUGUAUAGCUUUAAUUCUUUCCAAGAUC
Messenger RNA from Ceratosolen solmsi marchali, 1816 nucleotides. The record is from RefSeq and is a predicted model, not a curated record. Lineage: Eukaryota; Metazoa; Arthropoda; Insecta; Hymenoptera; Agaonidae.